CGGCGGCGGGGGAAGGCGGGGCCCGGCCCUGUGUUUUGAACGGCUCGAUGCGGUUGGCUCACUAUUUGGCAGGAAGGUGAGGAGGCCUCUAUCCUGGCGGCGGAGCUCGCGUAGGGAGAGGGGGAUCCAAAUGUGGCAGAGGCGAGCAGGAGGCAGCGGCGGCGGCGACGGCGGAGGGGGGCGAACGAGACGAGAGGCGCAGCCGUCCCCGCUGCUGCCGCCGCGGAGGAGGUGAGCGGCCUGGCGAGGCAGGGGCGCUGCGGCGGCCGCAGCGCUGGCACCCCCGGGCCGCCCGCCUGGCACCCCCGGGCGCCCGUCCCGCCGGCAGAGUACUGUAAUUCAAAGUGCUUCUUCUACAUUUGAUGAAGAACAAAUCCGUGGUUGGAUGGUGGAUUAAUAAGUAGUUGUCCUAUUCUAAGAGUAAGAAGAUAUUUUGGGAGUUGGGAAGAACUGGAUUUUCACCCUAGUCCAGCAGCUUUGCUGCUCACUUAAACACAGAUGAAUGAAGACCCCAUUUGGAAAAUCGCCAGGUCAGCGGUCCAGAGCUGAUGCAGGUCAUGCAGGAGUCUCUGCCAGCAUGAUGAAGAAACGAACUUCCCACAAAAAGCAUAGAAACAAUGUGGGACCAAGCAAACCUAUUUCUCAGCCGCGAAGAAACAUUGUAGGCUGCAGAAUACAGCAUGGAUGGAAAGAAGGGAGUGGACCUGUAACACAGUGGAAGGGCACAGUUCUUGAUCAAGUUCCUGUAAAUCCCUCUCUCUAUCUUAUAAAGUAUGAUGGAUUUGAUUGUGUGUAUGGACUAGAACUGCACAAAGAUGAAAGAGUUUCAGCACUUGAAGUCCUUCCAGACAGAGUUGCUUCAUCUCGAAUUAGUGAUGCCCACCUGGCAGACACAAUGAUUGGCAAAGCUGUGGAACAUAUGUUUGAGACAGAGGAUGGCUCAAAAGAUGAAUGGAGGGGGAUGGUCUUGGCUCGAGCUCCUAUUAUGAACACAUGGUUUUAUAUUACCUACGAGAAAGAUCCUGUCUUGUACAUGUACCAACUCUUAGAUGAUUAUAAAGAAGGUGACCUUCGCAUUAUGCCUGAUUCCAAUGAUUCACCUCCUGCAGAACGGGAACCAGGUGAAGUUGUGGACAGCCUGGUAGGCAAACAAGUGGAAUAUGCCAAAGAAGAUGGCUCAAAAAGGACUGGCAUGGUCAUUCAUCAAGUUGAAGCCAAACCAUCUGUCUAUUUCAUCAAGUUUGAUGAUGAUUUCCAUAUUUAUGUCUACGAUUUGGUGAAGACAUCCUAGACGUCAUCGUGAACUUUUGCCAAAUUUGUGGAACUAUUAAAUGUAAAAUUUGUAGACACAAAGACUUGACUGCUUUCCAGUUUAAUGAAAGCUUAAAUGUCCCUGCGAACCCACAAUCUCUGCCAGCAAAACUGUUUUGUUCUGAAUAAUACAAACAAGUUUAUGUGAACGUGACACAUUUUGUGUAAGAACUCCUUUUCUUGAAGGAAGUCAAUAUAUUUGGGCGGGAGGGAGUUAAAAGCAAAGAACAGCUGCAAAUUCAAGCUGUGUAAAGUUGAUCUAGUAUUGUAAUCAUUAAUCUAAAUUUUUUCAUAGAUUUUAACUUUCUUCAACCUUGCACUCACCUGUUCAACUGCCACAUGCAAGUGUAGUUUGAUAUUUUUGAUAUGCCUUCUUUUGUAACAUUAAAUUUAAUUUCUUGGCUACUGGCAGUCCUUGUUUUCAGGGUUGGGUCAGAGGUGCCUUUCCUGAAAGGUUUAAACGGUUUGUGCAGCAUUAAGGAGUGCCUAACCCAAGUAACAUCAAUCUACUGUGUUUCUACACUUUAUUUCAAAUUUAGCUUUUUAAGAACUUGCAGUACAUGGAAAUACUUGUGCAUUUUUAGUAGUCACAGGGCAGUAGGAUAUCAAGUGUUUGACUUAUGCACCUUUCAGUGAAAAGGCUUUAAACUAUAAAAAUAUAUUUAAUCUGUAUAACCAGUUAAUUAGAAAAUGCAGGUUAAUGGCCCAUAUUUACAAGUCGUAGGAACCGGUAAUAUACAUGCAACAAGGCUGCCUUCAAUCCUAAAUGUUGUACUUCUUUGUUUUGUUAUACACACUUCUUAGCAAAACCCAAGUGCUUGGUGCCACAAAUUUAACAGUAUAUAUGCUACUCCAGAAGACUUCAGACUACGCAUUGGCAAUCAGUAGUCUCUCGUUUAAUAUCAAAACCUAGCAACCUGAAUGUUUGUGUGUGGACUUAGAAGCCUAACAGUAGUUAAUCUUACACAUGGUAAACACAAUCCCAUGGAGGGGAGGGAGGGGAAAAUCCUUUUACCUUGAAGACUUACUUUAGAGAAGGAGAAGCAUUUGUUGCCUUCUGCUCAGUCUGCUGCAUUUCUUUUUUGUUGUUGUUUUGGUUUGGUUUUGUUUUUUCGUUCACUUUUUCUUUUUUAACUGUUUUUGUUCAAGAAGGCAUCUUCCCAAUAUGUUCUUUUUUCUGGCUUUUCCACAUAAGGAGUGUCCGGACAAAUCUACAGCUUAAACCUGUUGUUGCCUUUUGUGGUGUACAUUGUACUUGCUUUGAGGUAUGCUGUUAACGUGAAUUUCAUUCUACGAACACUAGAGUUCUGCAUGCCAGUGGUGUACUAUCUAAUGGAAGCUAUAGGCAGUCUCAGUGGUUCAGUCAUCUGCAUUAGAUUGUGGAUGUAAAUAGCAGCCCACAAGAGCAGAGUCCUUUCAUGGUUUUAAUCUUGCAAGAUAGCUGUAAAUCAAGGUUAGUUUCUUUCUUUUUUUGUGUGUGUGGCAGCUUUUAAAAGUAUCAGAAUUGCAACAAUGAUCAGCACAGCAACAAAAUUGUCAUGUUACAUUAAGGCAGAGCUCUGCAAGCUUCGAAGUACUGCUUCACAGAAAUGCAGUAUGUGAAGACAGUCAGCACUGUUGAUGAAAGCAAGGAGGGAAUGCAGUUAUCCAACCUUAUGCCGUUAGUGGAAGGGAUAGCAGGAGAGGUGCUGUUAAUCAGAGAUCAGAGGUCCGGAUGACCUCAGUUGUGGGUGUUCUUGAUAUGGAAGACUCAGUGGUUUAAGCCCCUUUCUGUCAAUUUUUUUGCCUGAUUUCGUAUUUUAGCCUUAAGGCUUGUGCCUCAUUAUGCUGUUGAAUGGUAAUAAAUACUCAUCAUAUAAAUAUGAUACCUUAAUUCUUUGUCCAUUGCUACUAUAUUGCAUUAUGUCCAGUAUUUCAUCAUGGGCAACCAAAGGCAGGCUAUUGUCUUUCAGUGAAUAGCUUCUCAAUGCAGUCCUUAAGCACUAAGUACCUGAGUCGUAAAUGUUCCUUGUGUUUUGAACAAAGUGAGCAGAUUUGCAACACAGUGUUUUCAUCCUGCAGAUCUGUUAUGUGUUUUCUAUUGACUCUUAAGAGUCCUGCAUGUAAAUCUCAAAGCUGAGCCUGGCUCCAUGAGCCCAAGUUGAUAUUUGUGGCACAAGAAUGAGUGAGUGUAUUGAUUAUACACAAGAUACGUGAAUAACCUAGUACAGUGAAUUUUGGGCUAUACAUCUAAGAAAUACAAGGUUUGUUUUGAAAUAUCUGAGGUUUAGGUCUACUGAAACAUUUUUAGCAUUAGGCUUGCAUUUGUGGGUUUUCUGCAAGCCACUUUAAUACACCACAUAUUCUGCCAAUUAGAGUAUACUCUAUAAACUGUAAAUUUUAUGGUUGUUUUUAGAUGUCCCCAUUGUCUGUUGCGUGGGUUUUUCUUUUCAUCCUUUUUUUUCCCUUUUUCCUUUUCCUUAAGAUUUUUUUGAUAGCUUAAACCACCUUUUUGAGGCUUGAGACUAAUUCCACUCCCUGCCCAUCUGCUUUGGGCUUUGUUUUAGGCUCACGUUUCAGAUCUGCAUGCAGUGCUUGCGUUACCCUGGUAACUAAAUGUUGGUUCCUUGUUCUAGGGGUUCAACAUUACUUUCCAAAAUUAUCACAGGGCUUGUGAUGGCACAAGCCAUGGAUCUUUGUAUAAAAGUUAUUGGCCUUUCUCAUUUACCUGCUGUAGUAUUGUUGUAUAUUGUGUGUGUGUGUGUGCGUGAUGUCAGGCUGCCAUGUAAAACUUUUAAAAAGGAAAAAAAAACUUAAAUGCAGACCAUCCUUUUUUGCAUGCUUAGAGGGUUAGAACGUUCAAUGUAACAAACUAAAGUUGCAUGUUAAAAUGUUUAGGUUUUGGUUUUGUUCUGUUUUUAUUUUGUGUUCAGUUUUUUGUGAAUUUGCUUAUUGUGCUGUUUUAAUGGUUGUUAGUAGGAUUAAAUGCACCGAUGAGGCGAGCAUAGUGCCAACGGAAGGUAAUUUUCCAGUUGUAUGUGUCAUACAGCAUUUGAAGGGACCAUGUAUUCUGUUCAAGAAUAAAUAAAAUCACAAUUGAUUAGUAAAACACUACAUUUUUCUUCUUUCUUUUGAGUGCCAAACCCUAAACUAAGUUGGAGUAGACUACAUGAAGACUGAAAUACUUUGGGGAAAACCCUCUUUAUUGUAACAGGUAGAAGCCUUCUUUAAAUAAAUUAUUUAAAAAUGGAGGCUUUUAUCUUUAUAGCUAGAAUUGAUUACAGUCACUUCAGGGAAAUAGAAUUAUGGUUAAAAACAGUUUCUGGUUCCUUGAAAAUGCUGUGCUUUUUGUAUUUUACAUCAUUAGUGCAAUUUGGAUGGUUCUUGGUAUGUGUAUAGUUCAAAGGUCUUCGUGUUCACAUUUUAAAAUUAGAUAAUGACUUCAUCUUUAGAGCUUGGUUUCAUUAUUUUUAUUUUAUUUUGAACAAUGUAGACAGUUCCCUGUUCUCUGCAUUUAGAAGUAUAAACACUUUAAAUCUGUUACUUAAUUCUGUAAGUAAUUUUUAUAAUUAUGAUGUAACUCUAUCCUUAAAACAUUUAAAAUAAACCCUUUAUGUGCAACUUA
Molecule: messenger RNA, 4915 nt
Organism: Dromaius novaehollandiae (emu)
Lineage: Eukaryota; Metazoa; Chordata; Aves; Casuariiformes; Dromaiidae
Product: spindlin-Z
Exons: 6
Coding region: 503-1291 (262 amino acids)
Biological process (GO): gamete generation
Source: RefSeq, a predicted model, not a curated record